Molecule: messenger RNA, 1278 nt
Organism: Dromiciops gliroides (monito del monte)
Lineage: Eukaryota; Metazoa; Chordata; Mammalia; Microbiotheria; Microbiotheriidae
Gene: HVCN1
Product: hydrogen voltage gated channel 1
Exons: 7
Coding region: 146-946 (266 amino acids)
Biological process (GO): proton transmembrane transport
Cellular component (GO): plasma membrane
Molecular function (GO): voltage-gated proton channel activity
Source: RefSeq, a predicted model, not a curated record
GGAGAAAGAGAAAAAGGAGGAGAAGGGGAAGCAAGGGGGCGGGGGCGGGGCCGCAACCACUUCAAGUUGCAGAGGCCGCCCUAACUUAACGACCGCCCAGCGCUGGAAGCUGGGGCUCGGGACAGGACUCUGUGACAGCUGAGAAAUGGAUACAGAAGACAAAGAGGGAGGCUCCCCCAGAGCCAUGUCCAGGUUCCUGAGGCACUUCACAGUGGUCGGCGAUGACCACCACAAAUGGAAUACCAGAUAUAAGAGGUGGGACAAUGAGGAGGAGGAAAAUGAGCCGCCCCAGAUGACAACAGCCCAGCCUCCAGCACCUGUCACCCCUGGAACCGAGAGCAACACCACCGAUGUUCCAGAGGAGGUCGUCACCCCUCCAAAAGUCCCCCUAGACUUCAGGACUAUGAUGAGAAAACUCUUCAGUUCCCACAAGUUUCAGAUUAUCAUCAUUUGCUUGGUCAUUGUGGACGCCUUGCUGGUGCUCGCUGAACUGAUGAUAGAUUUGAACAUCAUCCAGCAUGAUAAAGAGAACUAUGCUGCCAAGGUGUUCCACUUUUUGAGCAUUGCCAUCUUGACCUUCUUCAUGAUAGAAAUAGCAUUAAAAUUAUACGUCUUCCAAAAGGAGUUCUUCUACCACAAGUUUGAGAUCCUGGACGCUGUUAUUGUGAUUAUCUCGUUUGUCCUGGACAUGGUCCUUCUGUUCCAAGAGCAUGCCUUUGAAGCUCUUGGCUUACUGAUCCUUCUCCGACUUUGGCGGGUGGCCAGGAUUAUCAAUGGCAUAAUUAUUUCAGUCAAGACACGUUCUGACAGACAACUCUCAAGGCUGAAAUUGAUUAAUCACCAACUGGCCACGAAAAUCCAGCAUCUUGAAUUUAGCUGCACUGAGAAGGAACAAGAAAUUGAAAGACUUAACAAACUAUUGAGAGAUCAUGGACUUCUUGAAUAACUCAACCAGGCAAUAUUUGCUUAACCACAUGAAGAAGAAAUGUCUUGUUUGAUGGACUGGCCUUGUGUAUGUCUGUGAAAAACCCUGGUCAUCUCCAGGGUAACUUCUGGAAAUGAUCUGAAGCCUUCAUUUUACUUGUUCUCAGGUUUGAUUAUGACCAGGUGUUGCAUAGUUCCUUCCAAGAGCUCCCUUUUUUCUUUGACUUGAUAGGAGAGUUCCUUUGGUAACAAAUGUUUCAUAAACUACCUUUGCUCCUCUUCCCAACUCUAACCUUGCUGGAAAAUGAAUGCUAUAGCUGGAUGAGUUUAUAUAAAAUUUAAUUUUUCCAAAUA